Messenger RNA from Gryllus bimaculatus (two-spotted cricket), 6200 nucleotides. NCBI's taxonomy places the organism in Eukaryota, Metazoa, Arthropoda, Insecta, Orthoptera, Gryllidae. The record is from the annotation of a GenBank genome assembly.
AUUUUUUUACGCCCUUGCUUGAGCUGAAAAUAUUCCAAUAUGUACAAAUGUUAAUAUUUCAAUAUACCCCAAUACUAGAACAAUGGCAUCCCAAGUUUUUCUUACUUGAAAAAUGUGUCUAGUAUCUAAAUCCAAAGAAUCAAACAUUCCAGAUGUGUUCAAACAGAUUGUUUCUACCACACGUUUUCCCCAUCCAAAAUCAGCAAGGAUUUGAACUUGACUUGAACUGUUCUGACUAUGCACGUCAGUAAGGGUGAAACGUCCUGGGCAAGCUGAAAUCUUUGUCCACCAUGCUUUUUGAGAUUGUUGCCAUUCAUCAAAAUACUGUGUGCUAUUUUCAGGAUUAAGAAACAUAUAUGUUUUCAAUAUAGUUUGAUUAUCAUCACAUUCAAGUUCUUUGUGGUCACUAUCACAUACAUCUACACCCGAUGUCUGGACAGCAAUGCCAAAUGGUAAAUGGUCAGAAGUACAUAGUUUUGCAUGAGUGAAUGGUUCAAUUAGUUCACUAAUAUUUCCCGAUAAAGAUCCAGUAAAAUUGUAUGGAAAUACAUUCUCUGUUCUGAUAAGAUCAGUUAAUACCCGUUCUUGGUAAAUAUUGUUGCGAAGAAGUUCUCCAGGAGGUCCAAGUUUUAAAUGCCUAAGCGAUUUGUUCACAGAGAAUCUUGCAAAAAAGUGUCUGUCACAAAUUCCUAAUAUCUUUUCUAUACGCUGCAACAUGUUGAACUACUUGUUUCGCAAAGCACUUGUUUUGGGUUCCAGUGGAAUAUUUCCAGGAGGUGAAACAAAAUAUUCUUCCUCAGUAACUGAGGCAUUAGCCAGUAUUUCUGAACGACAGUUACCUUCAGUUACUUCAUCUUCUCGAAGGUAGAGACAUCUGUUUUCCAAAACUGAGGUCAUAGGCUCAACACCUGUGGUAUCAACGGCACAUAUUUGAUCUGCAAAAGCAAUAGCUUCUUCCAAUCUCUCUAUGCCUCUUUCAUUUGCAAAAUCUACUAAUGAAAUUCUUUCUAGUUGUUCAAUGGUUCUCUGAUCAAUAUUUGUCCGAGGAGGUAAUUUAGAAGUAUAAAUAGAUGGUGUCACAGGCUUUUGAGGCACUUUAGAUGAGAAGCAUCUGUUUGAGAAAAUGGGCAAAAAGUGGGAAGGGUUCUUCAAAGGUACAAGAAAUUUCAUAAUUAAUUUGACACUGCCCAUGACCAUCAUACAUUCAAUGCAAGUCGCAAGUCACUGCAGUGUCGUCUCUGCGUAUAGAAAGACCAUUCGUGUUCUACAAUUAACUAUGGGUUGUUGUCAUUCACUUAUGAAAGCUUUAAUGUUGUACUGAAUACAACGUCGUACUGUUUUAAGGCAUCACCGAUUUUUCAUACCAUGGGUGCUACAAAAUUUCUUUCCAAUACCUGUCCUUGUUCCUUGUACGUCCUCCUCCAACACCUCACAGAAAUACUCAACACGGUGCACUCGCCGGAGCACCUGUCGUCACCGCCAGUCACCGCUGGGUCACCGAUUGUUCUUGCUGCAGCGAACGGCGGCCCCAGCCGGCUGAUCUGCGGCUGAUGCCCAACCUCCGGCCAGCUGUCGCUGCUUGAUAACCAAAACUUAUCCAGCUUAUCCAACACAACGUCAAGAAUGGCAGCUAUCAAUGCGUUUGUGGUGGCGUGUGGACUAGUUUAUUUAUUUUUUAUUGCAGGACUACAUAAUUAUAUUACUAAUUUUGAAGAAAAUGGCUGUGAAAUGACGUACAUGUUCGAAUAUCCUCAAUACGUUAAAAUCGCCUUACCACCAGAUAUUUCAAGCCAAUUUUCUAGAUAUGGUUUGUAUGCAUAUGGAGAAGGGAAACUGACAGAUGACUUAAGGAAAAUGAAAUUUACUGGAAUACCUGUAUUGUUCAUUCCUGGCAAUAGUGGAUCAUAUAAGCAAGCUCGCUCCUUAGCAUCAGUCAGUUUAAGGAAGGCAAUUAAUUCACAUUUGCCAUAUCAUUUUGAUUAUUUUACUGUGGAUUUGAAUGAUGAGUACUCUGGCCUUUUUGGUGGCAUUCUGGAAGAUCAAACUGACUUUGUUCAUCAUUGCAUACUCAGAAUAUUGGAGCUGUAUAGACCCAGUCCCUUUAGCCCUGUGUCUGUUGUUCUUAUUGGACAUUCAAUGGGUGGAAUGGUUGCCAAGGGACUUUUCCUUAAUCCACAGUUCAAUCCUCGCUUAGUUGAAGUAAUUAUUACUUUAGCUACCCCACAUAAGGCCCCUGUACUUUUACUUGAUCGACAUUUAGUUGAUUAUCAUUCAAAAGUUGAUUCGUUUUGGAGAGCACAAAAGAACAACAGCUCUGGCCAUAUUGGACAUGUAACUCUUGUUUCUAUUGGUGGGGGUCAGCGAGAUAUUCUGGUAAAAUCUGUUCUGACUCAAGCAGAAGAAGCUGACAUCAGUGUUCUGAGUACACAAAUUCCUGGAGUGUGGCUGUCAACUGAUCACCUUAGUACACUAUGGUGUAAAGAGCUCAUAUUGGUAAUUGUUCGAGCAUUAUUUGACAUUGUAGAUGUGCGAAGUAAACAAAUCUCUCACAGCCAGUGGGAGAGAAAGCAUGCUUUUGAAUAUCAUCUUUUGAAGAGAACUGCUGGGAAACGCCUUGCCCUUGCUUUUCAUGGCCGAGAGACUGUUUUUAACCCUGAUGGCAUGUGGAAUGAGUAUUUAAGAAGGCAGUUUUCAGUUGUGGAACCGUAUGGUGUACCCAGUGUUAUGUAUGUAAUGAUUCGCCUUGUGGAUGAUCCAAAACAUGAAUGGUUACUUGCAGAAGCAAUUAAUGUGGAAGCAAAUGAUUGGGUUUUUGCCUGCACAGCAAAUGAAAUACGUGGACCUUCUAGAAUUUGUAACUAUGGAGUAAAUCUCUCAAACCAAACUCGAUUUAUGCCAUCCACCACUUUGAAGCGCAAAAUUGUGUAUCUCCAUCUGAGAGAAAUUAAAAAAUUGGGUUUUUCACAUGUAAUACUACGUGUAUUACCCACCAGAGAAAUGGUCCAGAUAAAUGUUGAUAUCCAUUCUUCAGCUCGGAAAGUGAAUAUUCCUCUUCCCCUUAUGUUACGUGUUAUGAAACACCAGCCAAUAAUAGAAAGUACAGAUGAUGGAGCCUUACAUUAUUCAUUAGCACUUCCAUCUUUUGAACAUAUUUGGCAAGCUUAUUAUCUACACAUAUCGCCAUAUUCUUGUCGACUUGCCACUCAUCAUGCAAUAGGUAUAAUGCACGUCCCUUGGAGUCAGGAAGAUUUGUAUGUGAAGAUCAACGAAUUGGUGGAGAAACCAAUGCAGUUAAGGUUGCAGACAGCAAGACCUCUUAAUAAUAAAGGUGAUGGCCCUGUUGUAGUAAAUCUUAUUUUGGAUCCAACUUGCCGAUAUUCUAUCAGUAUUCAAAGUGCUUUGCUGGACAGUCUUGGCCAAAUAGUACGGUUUUAUGGGCCAAUGAUAUUGCCAUAUGUAGCUGCAGUAUUGCUUCUUACAUUGCGUUCUCAAAUGCUGAGUCUUGCUGAAACAAGAAGUUGUACAAUGUUUCAUUCAGCAUUGGCAUCUGGUGCUAAACCAUAUUAUAUUUUACCCAUUGUUAAAAUGGCAUCUCGUGUUCUUAGUGUAGGGUUUCUGUUAAAGUUAAUACAAAGUGGAAUAAAACAAUUUGAUCCAGUGACUCUAGUGGAAAACAAUUUGGACUUCAUCCUGUUACCUUUUGUUUUAUACAUGGUGGCUUUUGCUACGGCUUAUAUAAUUGGUUUAGCAUGCUGGUUAGCUGUAAUUUUCAAUGGAACUGCUGCCAAUAAAAUUGCUCUCAGGUUUCUUGCAAGAACUAUUACUGGUACCAUUAUGUGGUCAGAAUGGAUGUUGGCUGGAUUAGCAAAAUUACCAAUAACAGCAGCUGGUUUUCUUAUUGCUCUCAGUUAUAGCACAUGUGGUGCCCUGAGCUUGUGUGUGGGAGGAGCAUUUUACUUCUUAAAGUUGUGUAAAAUGUAUGAGGAGUAUUUAGAAGAACUUUUCAAAUUCUCCAUAUACUUACUGUCAAGAUUCAAGAAAGGAGGAAAGAGCAAAAGGAAAGAGAAGGAAGAAGAGCCUGAAAAUAAAGAGAACGAACUCAACAGAAUACCAGAAACUGUAAAUGCUAAUGAUAGUGAAGAUGAGAAAGAUAAAAUAGAUUCUGUGGACGAGAAUGAGGAAAAAAAUGAAGAAAGAAAAGAAGAGAAAAAUAGUAAUGGUUCAAAAAAAGCUGAAGAACAAGAGAGAGAAAGCAGUUCAAAAACAGAAGAAGAAAAUCGAGAAGUCGUCAAAAAGGAGACAUCUGAAAACAAAGAUGAUAAAGAUACAAAAGAGAACAAAAAUGCUGAAGAAAAGAGUGAUCAAACAAAUAGUUCAGCAUCAUAUUCACUAUCAGAAUUACAUUUUAACUUUACAUUGUUGUUGUUAUGGGUCACUGUGACUGUUGUCAACAUUCCUGCUGUUUUAGUCUGGGCGCAUAAUUAUGGAUACAGUACAAAAUUACAACCAGAUCCAUCAUUUGAAACUGGAGUUGUGUUAUGUUUUUGUGUUGGAGUACUUUGGCAAAAGAAAGCUCCCAAUCCUCACUUGAAACACUAUCCAGUUGUGGGACACAUGUUGUAUCUACUUGCUGUGCUCAUUUUGAUCUUCAGCACAUUAUCUUUGCAUCAUCUAAGCCCAUUAUUGAUGAUGGCAUUUGUGAUUGUGACAGUACAUCAGAUGAUUGCUGAGUCUUUACCAAUUGAAGAAUCAGAGAUACCCAGUAUUGACACAGAGAUCCUUGAUGAAAAGGCUGGCACUAAUUUACCUUUUCCAUCCAGUGAGAAGCCUAAACAAGCAUAAAGGAAUUUCAUUACAGGAUUAUGAAUGUAUAGCUUUAUAUUUAUGCUGCUUGCAAGAUAUUUGAAUAAAAACCUUUUCCAUGACGAAGAAAGUAAUAUAUUUUUAACAAUGAAUAUUGAUGAAAAUGUGGUUGUUUAAAAAGAAGAAUAGUUACCAGAUACUUUUUUUUAUAGAACAGAACACUGAGUUUAUAUGAACAAUUCUACAAAUGUAAUUCCACUGGGAAUUAAUACAUUCAGUGGGUCUGUAUGAGUUUAUAAAGGGUAAAAGAGACCAUAAGCACCAUAGGACAAAAGACUUUCGUAACAUUUUUGAAGAUAUCAGUACACAGUUGUAUAUUUUUUGUCAAAAAAAUGAGGCGAAUUGUGUUCAUAGCUAUAUUUAUUGUAGUGUAACAGAAAUGUGCUAGAUUCCUUGUUAUAAACAAUAAUUCAAGGAGGGAAGAACAAAAUAGUUCCUAGGUUUGUUUAAUUUGUGUUACCUAAAACACAUUAUUUCUAGGCUCCAAGAUUCUAACCUACUAGAGUAUUAGGGCAUACUUCUGGGUGUGCCUUUGACAAGUGUGAAGUGUAAAUGUGUAGAGUACUACUUAUUUGAUAAAACAAAAUGCAGUGACAAGGUUGUACAAUUAUUUAUUUGAUCUAGUCUUCUAAUUGUACUAUUUAAUUAUACUUUUCCAAAGUAAUCUUUUAAUUCUUUUGUAUGUUUGCCGUCAUUCUUUCUCUGUACUAGGUAUUUGUAAUUGUGUAAAUAUUUCGUUCAGCUUUUUAAUAUUUAACACAUUAUGUUUUUUCAACAAAAAAAUUGGUGUUCACGUAAAAAAUUUAUAUGUACCAGUAUAUAAUAAUUGAUGCAUAAAAGGUUUUAUUUUAGUUCUUACAAGUAAAUUCUCAAAAUUCAUGAAAUAUUUAUUAAAUGAUUUUGAUUGAGUACUUACGGCAAGGUAAAAACUGAUGAAUGUAAUUGUAUAUUACAUUUACAAUCAUUUUGUAUCGCUUUUUAUAUUUAAUGUUCAAUAAUACUUAUAAGAAAUGGUAUGAGCCUGUAAAUCACUUUAUGUGAAGUUCAUAAUUUGUACCUGUUUGUAUUGUUAAUACAAUCUAAUCUGGAAUUCUUUAAAUUAUAUAUUUGAGCUUCCAUGUUAUCACUGGCAAAAAGAUGUAAUGACAUCCUUUAAAUGGAAAGUAAAGGAAAGUGGAGUUAAUGAGGAAACCACUGAAGAACAAUUAAUGACUAUAACUUUGUUACAGUUUUUUAAGUAUGUUGACAGAUAUCUUUUUAUAUUACAAUGAAGUAAUGCAUAAUAUUAUGGAAAAUAAAAGUUUACCUUGUUCUGCUUGAACAAAACUGAAUUUAAA